Messenger RNA from Zymoseptoria tritici IPO323, 1478 nucleotides. RefSeq lists its product as uncharacterized. The transcript has 2 exons. Bases 69 to 1478 code for a protein of 469 amino acids. Gene Ontology annotation, biological process: homologous chromosome segregation; attachment of mitotic spindle microtubules to kinetochore; meiotic sister chromatid segregation. The record is from RefSeq and is a predicted model, not a curated record. Lineage: Eukaryota; Fungi; Ascomycota; Dothideomycetes; Mycosphaerellales; Mycosphaerellaceae. Gene Ontology annotation, molecular function: protein binding; microtubule site clamp. Gene Ontology annotation, cellular component: monopolin complex; nucleolus; chromosome, centromeric core domain.
UUCAACAUCCUAACAAGCAGAACUGUCUGGCCUGCUUCCCACACAUCCUUUCAGAUUCGGCAGUCUCCAUGGCACCACGCGCAGCUGCCCUAGCGGCGAGCACCACGUACGACAGCGACGAUGCUCUCCAGUCUUCGAAUGGUCUGGACGACAAACGCAACAUGACAGCGACAACACGCGCAAAGACGACCACGCGGCGCGCCAGUGCUGGCAAACCUGCGACGAAGCGCAAAGCAGCCCCGAAACAGCCGCGACAAGCUCUGAAGGAUCGCACGAACCUGCAGCCUGCCAGCGAUACGGAAGAGGUAGAGGAGUUCGACGACGAUGCGAUGGAUACCAAACCGAAGGCCAAGCGGGCGAAGACGACCGCUGCGCGCAAGCCUGCCGCGUCGAAGGAGACCAAGAAGAGCACUGUGCUCGCAAAGAAAAAGACCGUCAAGCGUGCGCCUUCUUUAGACGCCCUCGCAACCAUUCCUGAAACACAGCAAGACCCGGAUCGGAUGGAAGAUGUAGAGCAGUCGAUCGAAGUGGACCCGAGCAACAUGGACAUCGCACAAGAGCCAACGCCGAAACCUAUACAGAAGUUUGUUCAACGCGCGCCUUCUUUGCAGCCACGAGCGAGCACACGGCCGGGAUCAUCACAACCCACCUACGCGCCAAUCAGGGAGCGUAGCGGAAGCGCAAGCGCAGUGGAGAGGCGAGGCGGCGACCCAGAGCUGCGAAGGUCGCUGAAUGAGAUGACCAAGAAGUACGAGACCUUGAAGCUGAAACACGAGAGCCUGGAGGAGAUCGGCAAGAGCAGUGCCGAGACGAACUUUGAGAAGCUCAAGCGCGCGAGCGACCAAAAGGCGAAAGAUGCGAGCGAACUCAUCGCAUCCCUGAAGAAGGAACUGGCUGAUCUCAAGAAAUCAACAUCCUCUGUCUCGACGGAAACCACUGGUCUUCAAAAACAGAUCGAUUCACUCACCACGUCGAAUAAUAAGUUGACCGUCGAACGCGAUGAUCUGAAGGGAAAACACCAAGUCUCGCAGAACGAAGUCAAAUCACUGGAGGCUAAGCUCAUGACCGCCCGUCAGCAGAUCUCCCAUAGUGCGCAAGAAGCCGAGACAGCUGCGAAGAAGCACACCACUAGCACCGCUCUCAGCUUGGGCGACGCUCAGAAGGAGGCCAAGAUGAAGGAGAAUCUCUACGCAGACCUCACGGGACUUCUGAUCCGGGCUGUCAAGCCAUUGCACUUCCAUCUCUCGAUCGCGAACGACUCGACUACUCCGCAUCCCAAGACACCAUCCGGUCUCAGCUACGAGGAGGCUGAAUUCGCGUACGAGCCACUUCUCGACGAAAGCAGAGACAGAGACCUGCUCGACCUGCUUCCCGACUACCUCACCGAAGAGAUUUGUUUUCCCAGGAACCACGCACAGCGCUUCUACAGCAAAGUAGUUGACAGCAUGACGAAGAGGAUCAUUGUGGAAGAUGAUUGA